Molecule: messenger RNA, 4617 nt
Organism: Echinops telfairi (small Madagascar hedgehog)
Lineage: Eukaryota; Metazoa; Chordata; Mammalia; Afrosoricida; Tenrecidae
Gene: NMRK1
Product: nicotinamide riboside kinase 1
Exons: 10
Coding region: 235-894 (219 amino acids)
Cellular component (GO): cytoplasm
Source: RefSeq, a predicted model, not a curated record
GAGGGGACGUCACCUCCGGGACCCCCUGUCAGUCACCUGCAGGGCGUGGGAGAGGAGCUCUCCACCUCUCCUUAGCCGAGGGUUAGUGUCAAGCGCGUGCUUGGUAAUCGCCCCCGCCGCUUGGGAGAACUCAAACUGGCGUCAGUUGGAAGUGCUACCUACCUACGUCCAAGAGACCGGAGAAGUCACCAGGGACGGUGUCACAAACAAGUUCAUCUCCACGAGUGCAGUCUCAUGCCUCUAGCCCUGGAGUGGAACAAGGCAUUUGAGGGAGGUGUGAUUUCCAAGACAAUUAUGAAAACGUUUGUCAUUGGAAUCGGUGGCGUGACCAACGGUGGGAAGACAACAUUGGCUAAGAAUUUGCAGAAAUGCCUCACAAACUGCAGAGUCAUUUCCCAGGAUGAUUUCUUUAAGCCAGAGUCUGAGAUAGAGACAGAUAAAAACGGAUUUUUGCAGUACGAUGUUCUUGAAGCACUGAAGAUGGAUGAAAUGAUGUCAGUCAUUUCCGACUGGAUGGAAAAUCCAAGACACUCCCUGUGGUCAACAGACUGGGCAAGUGCUGAGGAAAUCCCUAUCUUAAUUAUCGAAGGUUUUCUCCUCUUUAACUAUAAGCCCCUGGACACGAUUUGGAAUCGAAGCUAUUUUCUGACCAUCCCGUAUGAAGAGUGCAAGAGGAGGAGGAGCACAAGGGUCUAUGAGCCACCGGACCCCCCAGGAUACUUCGACGGGCAUGUGUGGCCCAUGUAUCUGAAGCACAGGAGAGAAAUGGAAGCCAUCCCCUGGGAACUGGUUUACCUGGAUGGAACAAAAUCAGAAGAGGAGCUCUUUUCACAAGUAUAUGAAGACCUAAUACAUGAACUAGCAAAGCAAAAGUUAUCUGAACCCCAGGAGUGAGGAGCCUAUAGAGGCAGCAAGGGGAUUAAGGCUUCCUUCCUGGGUAGUACGGUGGGGGAGGCAAGGAGAGCUGACAUCAAAGAGUUCAAGAAGGCAGAAAAUAUUUUGAAACUGAAAAGAAAUAAAAAGUCUGUGGAAAAACGGAACGGGAUCAAGAGGUAAUAAUAAGACUUUCCCACAGACACUUGAUACCCCUUGUAGCUGCUAUGCUGCCUGUAUGAACAGAAAGGAUUUCCGUGGCUAACUUCAAUCACCAGCUGCUGGGAAGAGGAGCCUGAGUCACUCCAGUUGUGAAGACUGUUCCGUGCUUUUCUGCUGAGAAACUGUAGAUCCCUCCCCCUCCCCCCCCAUAUAGAUGUCAGCAUACCUCAGGAUGAGUUCAAUUUCCUGUGUCCUCUGUACAUUCCUGUCUGUCCUGAAGCCCGAGCCCAGUCAAGCCAUGCACUGAUUCUGUUGUUAUGGGCCACAGGCCCUCCACUCCCGCUGACCCCAUUGCAACGAGAUCAAGCGAUGGUAAUGCAUAGGCUUUCCAUUGGCUGACUUUCAGAAGUAGAUCUCCAGCCCUUUCUUCCUCCUCUGUCUCAGUCUGAAGCCUGUUUAGCAUCCUAGCAAUGCAUGAGCCUCCACUGAGCUUAUUUUCCGGACAUGGUACAGGAAUCACACCCAGAUUUCCUGGACAGCAGGCAACAGUUCCACUGCUGAGCUACCUGUGUACCAUCCCAACCUCACCACCCCCUCCCCUCGUGAUCGUAACAAAAGCGUGACAAUGCAUGGAGUCAAUUCCAAAUCGUAUUGAUACUGUAGACAAACUGUACCUGAUCCUUGGGGUUUCCAAGACUUUGAACCUGUGGGAGCAGACUGCUACAUCUUUGCCCACAGAGCAGCUGGCGUGUUUAAGUCAGGGACCUUCCAGUUACAGGUGAGAGCUGCUUUUCUGGUUUCAGGACCUGCCCUUCAGAUGGGCAUGAUGACAUUUCAGGACCAUUUAAAAAGUUCUUCCUGCAAGUGGGACUUGUAAUCCAGAGAUUCCUGCCCAGCUCUGCCAUCUAUUACUUGAUGGAAAAAGAUAGCCAGCCCCCUCCCCACUAUAACAAAGCUCAGGCCUGGCAUGAGUGGGUGUAGAGAGGGGCGUGAGUGCAGGGGUCACCCUUCUUACGUGAUAGCCCCUGAGCCUUAAAUGAUGAGGUACAGGCCUUCUCGCCCUAACUAUGUUGUCCAGCGGUGUGUCCGCUUCCAGACACCCAUAGUUUUCCAUCUUCUUGAUAGUAGCCAUGCUCGCUUGGGCUGCUUCUCCUUGGGUGACUGAGUUUGUCCAUGGGAAAGUUGCCCUAGUCAUAUAAGCUCGGGCAGCUUGUGCCCAGUUCCAUUGUAAAUGCAAGCUUCUGCCAUCUGCCCCGGUUCAAAGACAGCUGACAUAUUUUGGCAGGUGCUGAGAAACCACAGGGACAUCUAUCUCCUUAAGUGUGACGUCCUCUUCUCUCCUUGCCUGUAUCCUACAGGUAGGUGAGGAGCUAAUCAACUGUGCCAUUUAAGAUACCUGUCUUGCUUGAAUCUCAGCUAUUGGGGAAAAAUAGAAACCUUAGAAGAGUCAUAAAUCUGAAGCGGAUCAGCUUUUCCUGCCUCUGAGGUCUGUGUUACUUCUCUUUCCAUUGCCAAAAUAAGUCACUCUGUUAUUUUUCAUAUACUCACCACCUCACCAGCACCAACCAUAGUACCCUGGCAGCGCUGGCCUCCGAGGAUCCUCAGCAUAGCCCAACACAAGGCUGAGCAGCCGGGAAGGCAUGUUAGAUGUUUCUGCAGACUGUUCUUCAGGCUUGCUCUCUCAUAAUAGCACAUACAGCUGCUCAGUCAGUUUUCAUUCUAAGUCUAUACAAGCAGUACGUGGCGUCAUGGUAAAUGGAGAAGACGGAAGUUGUCAAGGAUCUCACUUUACUUGGACCCAUUAUCAGUGCCCACGGCAGCAGUCAGGAAAUCAAAGGACAUGUCCCACAGGAGGGCCUGUGCCUGUCUCACAGAAGGGCAUCUUGCUGGGAGAGGGUCAGCGAAGAAGAGGAAGAUUGUUGAGUCAGAACUGACCGGAUGGCAUGUAACCAAAACUACAGGAAAUCAUUAUUGUGAUAGAGUAAUAAUAAUGAACAAAGAUUGAACUAAUGAAGAACGAAUAACCCAGGAAAGUAAGUUAAUGAAGCUAAACCUCUAAUUCAAUCCUAAUUGAAAUCCUAACUUGCAGGUAAAACAUAAUUCUUAACCUAUCCCAAUAUAGCAAGGCUGCCCAACCACCAGAGACAUUCCCAUUCCCUUUAAAAAACACUUAUUUUCACCUCUGAGACCCUGGAUAGUGAAACUACUAAUGUGCUCAGUUGCUACUGGACAGGGACCUCGGAAGAAAGGCCUGGCUACUUCCAAAAGACCAGCCACAGAAAACCCGGUGGAGCGCCAGUUCUACUUGACACACAUGGGGACUUUGAAUUGUAAUCGACUAAACGGCAACUGGUCUCACUGUAAUUUUUCUUCAUUUGUUUUCAUCUCGUUAUGAACCAAAAACCAAAUUUGCCGACUCAUAACAACCCUACAGGACAGGGUAGAACUGCUCCUGUGAGUGUCCCAGACUGUUUAUAGGAGUAGGAAGUCGUCCCGUCUUCCUCCCGCAGAACAGCUAGUGUCCCCUUGCGCAUGAUAGGCCAACAUGUACCCACUACACCAACAGGGCUCUGAACCAUUAUGAGAGCAUCAUAUUGUCAAUGUUUUUAAAAACAAAAGCAAAGGGGAGAAAACAAGUCACCUGCAUUCCCACUAAUCAGCAGUGUUAGUAUUCCAAUGAGAUCACAUUCCACUCUUCUUGCUGUUCACAUCAUACCCUCCCUUUCCUGAGAUGUUGCAAAUACACUAGUUAAUCAGCCACAGUGCGUACUUAAUAUUGAAGCAGCUUCAUUCACUUGAUUAUACAGUGAACCUAUAAAACUGAAUAUCUCCUCCCUGCUAGAGGAUUCACAAUUGUAUUCUAUGUUGCACGCUGAGUGAAAUAAGAGAGGGCUGCAAUAAGUUCAUGGAAGAAUGGAGCUAAGAGAUCAAGGAAUUUUCCCGGGAACUUUUGAAGCCCUUUCAUACAGGAUUUGACACUGACAGUUAGUGAAGAAAGAUGUUAUACUUCUAGUUUCAAAUGAAAUCAUAAUCACAGAAUACAGACUUAGUAAUGAAAUGUUUUCCUGCAUUGAAUUUUAAAUUUCUAAUUAUAAAAUAAAUAUCUAAGAGUAGUCCAUAGGAACAUAAGAUUAUUUAACCAUCUCUCCAUUGGAUAUUUACUGUUCAAGGUUUUCCAAUGAUAUAUAACAUGCUAUUUUAAAAUGCCCAAUUGCUGGUUUUCUCCUUUUUGAAUUAGAUUCGUUUAUAAUUCUAUUCCUUCAAAUGUAUAAAUUUAAUUAUAAAUUCUAUAAUUUUAUAAUUCUAUUCAUUCAAAUGUAUAAUUUUAAUUAUAAAUUCUAUACUUUUAUAAUUCUAUUCCUUCAAAUGUAUAAUUUUAAUUAUAAAUCCCCAAGGGCAUAGUCUUUUCUAAAGUUUAUAUAUUUCAAAGAUUAUAUACUACAUUAAAAAAUGUAUGUAUCUUUAACAGUAGCUGCUAUGUAAUAAAAAUUACUGGGUUUCAAGGGUUCAAAUAGGAAGUAAAUGUUUAGAAAAUUAUGUGGCAACAUAUGUUCAAAUAUACUUGAUAUGUGGAUUGUUAUA